Episyrphus balteatus (marmalade hoverfly) is the source of this 1262-nucleotide messenger RNA. RefSeq lists its product as uncharacterized. NCBI's taxonomy places the organism in Eukaryota, Metazoa, Arthropoda, Insecta, Diptera, Syrphidae. Bases 237 to 1262 code for a protein of 341 amino acids. The transcript is spliced from 7 exons. The record is from RefSeq and is a predicted model, not a curated record.
GUAAAUUUUCUCACCCGUCGUCGUCGGUUCGGUGGGUACUCUCUCGUUGUUCCAAGCAUUUUGAAUGUCCCUUUUUUUUAAUUUAUAAUUUUUAUUUAAGUUAUUUCUAUUAUUUGCAAUCAAAAAUUAGUUAUUUAAAUAAUUUUCGUAUACAAAUAAAUCAUUUGUGUAUUGUUUCCAAAAUACAAUAUUGUUUUUUGUUUAACAAAAAAAGAAAAUAAAACCCAACAAACAAAAUGGAAGAAUUGAAAUCAAAUUUACUACAAACAAUAAAUCGCGCAAAAAAAUGCGAAACCGACUGGGAAAAUGAAAUAAAAUUGAUACAAAUGAAAAUGCAAGAAGUAUUGUUUGGGCCGACAGAUGCAACAGCAAACAUCUCGCAAAGUCUGACUUCGGCAUCAGCACCAUCAAUUGCCGCAUCUCCACAACAAAUGAAGAAGCGCCCUAAACGCUUAUCAGCUGUCGUUGAUAAAGAUGAAGAUAGUGAUGAUUCCCAAAGGCUAUCAUUAAAGAGUCUUGCAUCUGAAAUUGAAGCUGUUGUCAAUGAGACAAUUCCUUCAGAAACAAUUCAAAAAACCUCAAAAGCAAAUGUUCAACCUGAGCCAGAACCGGAACACAUUUUUGCACGUCCACAGCGAGCUGCCAAGUUGAAAGUUGAUAAUUUCAAAGAACCAUCGUGUAAUGCCAAGUUGAGACGUCCAGAUAAUCCAAAUGAGACGGCUAAAAAAAUUAAAAAAGAAAAUGAAACUCGUCCUUCACAAAUUGUUCCAAAGAAGUCAUCAAGAUCGAAUAAAUCUCAAACAGAUGCCAUGGAAACUUCAAAUGUUUCAGUUUCAAGUGUUAAAAAGGUAGUAGAUGAAUCUCUAGUUGUUGUUGCUGACAAAGAAGCACCAAUUGUUGAUAUUUUGUCUGAAGAAGAAGAUGCUUCUUCAACAUCCAGUGUGGUCUCCAAAAAGAAAUCCAAAAAAGAUCAGUCAAAGACAGCAGUUAUCAAAAUCAAAAAGGAAAAACUUAGUUUUACUUCUGGUGUUGAAGAAAAUGAACAAACACCACCGAAUGUUGCUCCCGUUGUCACAGAACCACCAGUUGAAGUUUCAGUUGCUAUUCUUAAAAACGAAGCAACUGCAUUCACUGAAGAAACUCUUCAAACAACUACAACAAAUUCUGAUACUACAUCAACUGAUGCAAAUAGCGCCAAUGGCAAACGCACUCGAAAGAAGAAGGCUUUCAAUCAUCGCCCAAUCAAAGAAGAACGUCGGUAG